This is a messenger RNA of Dromiciops gliroides (monito del monte), 1134 nucleotides long. RefSeq names its product carboxymethylenebutenolidase homolog (gene CMBL). The transcript is spliced from 6 exons. The coding region runs from base 283 to 1020 and encodes 245 amino acids. NCBI's taxonomy places the organism in Eukaryota, Metazoa, Chordata, Mammalia, Microbiotheria, Microbiotheriidae. Gene Ontology annotation, molecular function: hydrolase activity. The record is from RefSeq and is a predicted model, not a curated record.
AUCCACUUCCUGUUCAAGGCGGCUCAGAUCCCUCCCUCUUGCUUCUAUUUGUCUGUGACCCUUAUCCCUUUUUAUAUAACCUGCAAGUCCUUCCCCUCCCAACUACGUUCACGGAAUAGUAAGGAAGGUUCAGCCCGUGGAAUUCUUUCUAACUCUGCAAUUCUGCGGUUGGUAAGGACGAAAGUAAAAGCAGGUGAUUCCUGAUCUACUCACCAGAAUCUAGCCGGAGACACUAAGUUUCACUCAAGUCUCCACUUCCAUAGCCUUACAUACGCAUUUCUAAUGGCUAAUGAGGCUCAGCCUUGCCCGUGUGACAUUGGGCAUAAGAUUGAAUAUGGAGGCCUGGGACAUGAAGUGCAAAUUGAACACAUCAAGGCUUAUGUUAGCCAACCACCAUCAAAAACAGACAAAGCUGUGAUUGUGGUUCAAGAUAUUUUUGGCUGGGAGUUGCCCAACACCAGAUAUAUUGUGGAUAUGAUUGCAGCCAAUGGAUACACAGCAAUCUGCCCAGACUUCUUUGUAGGGAAAGAACCUUGGCACCCAUCUAAUGACUGGUCUACCUUUGAGGAAUGGAGGAAAACAAGAAAUCCUAGAAAUACUGAUAAAGAGGCCAGUGUUAUUCUUAAGUAUCUGAAAGAGAAGUGUCAUGCCCAGAGAAUUGGUAUUGUUGGAUUCUGCUGGGGUGGAAUUGUUGUACAUGAUUUAAUGAUGCAAUAUCCAGAAUUAAAAGCAGGAGUCUCAGUUUAUGGCAUUAUCAGAGAUUCUGAAGAUGUAUAUAGUUUGAAGAAUCCUACACUCUUUAUUUUUGCAGAGAAUGAUGCUAUAAUUCCUCUAGAGCAAGUCACUUUGCUGACACAGAAGCUGAAAGAACACUGCAAGGUUGAUUAUCAAAUUAAAGUAUUUCCUGGGCAGACUCAUGGGUUUGUGCAUCGUCAGAGAGAAGAUUGGAAUCCUCAAGAUAAACCACAUAUUGAAGCAGCAAGGAAGGAUCUAAUAAACUGGCUGAACAAGUAUAUUUAGCCAUUAGCAAGAUAGACUUUUUCAAAUUAAUCUUUUCUCUAAAAUUGUUUGUAAUUUUAAUUUCCCAAAUUCAGGCUAUUAAAAUGAAUUUUACCUGGAAAUUAUUUUUAAAAA